CGCAGCACCGCGACGACGACGCCCAGGACGACGCCCAGGACGACGACGCCGAGGAUGUGCGCGGGCCGCGGGGCCACCAGGAUCGACCUGGAGGACCUGUCGCUGGAGCACAGCGACAUCGGCCAGGCCGUCAGCAAGGUCCUGCAGGGAUACGACUGGACGCUGGUGCCCGUCACUACCAGAGCCGCGUCCAACCAGCGCAAGCUGCACGUGAAGCGCCCCAUGAACGCCUUCAUGGUGUGGGCGCAGGCCGCGCGCCGCAAGCUGGCCGACCAGCACCCCCAGCUGCACAACGCGGAGCUCAGCAAGACCCUGGGCAAGCUGUGGAGAUUGCUGAGCGAGCGCGACAAGAGGCCGUUCGUGGAGGAGGCCGAGCGACUGCGCAUCAUCCACAAGAGGGAGCACCCCGACUACAAGUACCAGCCGCGGCGGCGCAAAGCCAAGCCCCAGCAACAACAACAACAACAACCAUCGCAAACGGGGACGCCGCCCCGCCCCCAGCCCGGCCGGCGCGGCGAGUGUUAA
Messenger RNA from Thrips palmi, 525 nucleotides. Its product is annotated as transcription factor Sox-9-B-like. Gene Ontology annotation, cellular component: nucleus. Gene Ontology annotation, biological process: regulation of transcription by RNA polymerase II. The transcript is spliced from 4 exons. NCBI's taxonomy places the organism in Eukaryota, Metazoa, Arthropoda, Insecta, Thysanoptera, Thripidae. Bases 55 to 525 code for a protein of 156 amino acids. The record is from RefSeq and is a predicted model, not a curated record. Gene Ontology annotation, molecular function: DNA-binding transcription factor activity, RNA polymerase II-specific; RNA polymerase II cis-regulatory region sequence-specific DNA binding.